Prinia subflava (tawny-flanked prinia) is the source of this 1583-nucleotide messenger RNA. RefSeq names its product homogentisate 1,2-dioxygenase (gene HGD). Gene Ontology annotation, cellular component: cytoplasm. The coding region runs from base 1 to 1347 and encodes 448 amino acids. The transcript is spliced from 14 exons. Gene Ontology annotation, biological process: L-phenylalanine catabolic process. The record is from RefSeq and is a predicted model, not a curated record. NCBI's taxonomy places the organism in Eukaryota, Metazoa, Chordata, Aves, Passeriformes, Cisticolidae. Gene Ontology annotation, molecular function: homogentisate 1,2-dioxygenase activity.
AUGGCAGCUGUAGGCAGGGCAGCUGUGUGGUUUAUUUUACAGUACAUGUCGGGAUUUGGAAAUGAACAUGCUUCUGAGGAUCCACGCUGUCCAGGAGCUUUACCGGAGGGACAGAACAACCCCCAGGUCUGCCCGUACGGCCUGUACGCGGAACAGCUCUCGGGCUCCGCCUUCACCUGUCCCCGGCCCACCAACAAGCGCAGCUGGCUGUAUCGAAUCCUACCUUCAGUCUGCCACAAACCCUUCAAACCUCUCGAGGAGGGCCACUUGACACACGACUGGGAUGAAAUUGAGCCUGACCCCAACCAGCUGCGAUGGAAACCUUUUGAGAUUCCAAAAGUCCCUCAGAAGAAGAUGGACUUUGUGAACGGACUGCACACCUUGUGUGGCGCUGGUGAGCCCAGAGGACGCAAUGGCAUCGCUGUCCAUAUUUUUGUCUGCAACACCUCCAUGAUCGACAGAUGCCUUUAUAAUUCAGAUGGCGACUUCCUGAUUGUGCCCCAGCAAGGGAAACUGCUCAUCACAACUGAGUUUGGGAAGAUGCUAGUGGAGCCCAAUGAAAUCUGUGUCAUCCAGCAAGGAAUGCGUUUCAGCGUGGAGGUGUUUGGAGAGACUAGAGGCUACAUCCUGGAGGUGUAUGGGGCACACUUCGAGCUGCCUGACCUGGGACCCAUUGGAGCCAAUGGCCUGGCCAACCCACGUGACUUCUUGGUGCCCGUGGCGUGGUACGAGGACCGCCAAGUGCCAGGGGGCUACACAGUGAUCAGCAAGUACCAGGGCAAGCUGUUUGCAGCCCAGCAGGAUUACUCCCCCUACAAUGUUGUAGCUUGGCAUGGGAACUACACACCGUACAAAUACCACCUGGAAAAAUUCAUGGUCAUUAAUGCUGUUGCUUUUGACCACGCGGACCCUUCCAUCUUCACUGUCCUGACAGCCAAGACGACCCGUGCUGGAGUGGCCCUCGCCGACUUUGUCAUAUUCCCCCCGCGAUGGGGGGUGGCAAACAACACCUUCCGUCCACCCUACUACCACCGGAACUGUAUGAGCGAGUUCAUGGGGCUCAUCAAAGGCCACUACGAAGCGAAGGAGGAAGGUUUCCAGCCAGGAGGUGGCAGCCUGCACAGCAUGAUGACCCCUCACGGGCCAGACGCUGACUGCUUCGAGAAGGCGAGCAAAGCCAAGCUGGAGCCGGAGCGGGUUGCAGAUGGGACCAUGGCCUUCAUGUUUGAAUCAUCCCUCAGCCUUGCUGUCACCAAAUGGGGCCUCCAGACCUCAAAUCGCCUAGACAAAAACUACUACAAGUGCUGGGAACCUCUGAAAAGUCAUUUCAACCCUAAAUGCAAGUAAAGGGAAGUGCUUGCUGCAUGCAACAUGAGUGAAGGCAGGGAAAUCCAGCAUACCUGUGUGUCAUGGCACAGUCAACUCGGGCAGUGCAGAAUGCUCCAGCACAGAACAGCACUUCCACCAGCAAUGAAAAGGAUCAUCCCUAAGUAACGUGGGAAGUGCAGUAAAACCCAUCAUUAUUCUUAACUUUCAAGUAUCCAAUUAAAGCUUUCCUGGUGACAUGCUGAAGCUGACGUACU